GCCAAGUCCCACGCAGCAAAGCAUGGCUGCAAGAGUGUAAAGGUAUUGUGAAAGCGAUGAGCAAGCCGGCUUGAACGAAAUAACAUCGAUUUAUUGAGAACAUUUAGUCUUUGCAAUGGCACCCUUGACUAACAAGCAAGUUAGGCUUGCGACAGGAGCAGUUGCGGCCUUGGCUAGCGGUUAUAUACUAAAGAAACACGGCCCUGAAAUCUACCGGCAAAUUCAUGUAAAGCUCAGCUGCGUUUUCGGCGAGGAAUCUGACAGAGAACAGGUGGUCUUAAAACCUGAUGGCAGCGACAGUCAGGGAAGACACAAACGUCAGUUGAUUCCUGUUGAUAAGGAUUUCGUUCAUCAAAUCCUGAAGUUGUUACGAAUCGUGUUGCCUGGCCCUUUCAGUAAGCAAGCGGGGUUGUUGUUUGUGCAUUCAGGCUGCCUUAUCGCUCGUACCUUUCUGUCCAUUUACGUGGCGACGCUAGAUGGACGGGUCAUCAAGUCCAUUGUACAAAAGAACGUACCCAUGUUCAUUGUGCAGUUAUUGAAGUGGAUCGCCGUGGCGAUCCCGGCAACGUUCAUCAAUAGCAUGAUUCGAUUCCUUGAGAACCGAAUCGCCUUGUCUUUCCGGACAGAAUUAGUCAAUCACGCGUACGAGAAAUACUUCGCGAAUCAAACAUACUAUAAGGUUGGCAAUCUAGACAAUCGUUUGACAAACGCCGAUGAGUGUUUGACCGAGGAUAUCCGCAUGUUUUGCAACUCUAUUGCUCAUUUGUAUUCCCAUCUAACAAAGCCAUGUUUAGAUAUUGUUGUAAUUUGCUGGACCCUGGAUAGUAUGGCCCGCAAGCGAGGUGCUAGUUGGAAGUUGCCUCUUAGUAUAGCAGGGGUAGUGAUAUAUCUCACUGCAAUGAUUCUCCGUUCUAUGUCACCCAAGUUUGGUAGGAUGGCUGCAGAGGAGUCAAAGCGCAGAGGGCAGCUGAGGUUCUUGCACUCUAGAGUGAUUGCUAAUUCUGAGGAAAUUGCAUUCUAUGGAGGUCAUAAGGUUGAGCUGUCUUGGUUAAGGAAUAGCUUCCAGUCAUUAGCUAAGCAGAUGGAGAGGAUAUACUCCCAGCGACUUUGGUACAUCAUGCUGGAGCAGUUCCUGAUGAAGUAUGUGUGGAGUGCUGCUGGGCUUGUGAUGGUUGCUACCCAAAUCCUUGUCGGACAGGCUACCCCAGAGGAGCUUGAAUCAGGGGGUGAUAAUGGUGUCAGUUCAAGAGCUCAGCAGAUAACCACUUCCCGACAUCUUCUUGUCUCUGCUGCUGAUGCUAUUGAGAGAAUCAUGUCAUCCUAUAAAGAGAUAACAGAACUCAGUGGUUACACCCAGCGUGUCUUCGAGAUGCUGUCAGUGUUUGAAGAUCUGGAAAAGGGACAUUGUAUACGCUCAUCGACUGCUGAUCAAAGCAAAGAAAACCUGAACUCCCAUCAUGCCAAGGUUGGGCAAGUUGUCAAUCUGAAGCAGAUGCCUGGGGGUGCAGUUGAGGAUACAGAGGGAACAAUCACCCUUAGAGAUGUGGCAGUCAUCACUCCAUGCGGUGAUGUAGUGGUUUCUAGUUUGGCUUUUGAGAUGCAACCAGGUAUGCAUCUCCUAAUCACUGGACCCAAUGGGUGCGGCAAGAGCUCACUAUUUCGUAUUCUGAGUGGACUUUGGCCUGUAUACAAGGGGUAUCUAGCCAAGCCUCCGCCAAGCCACAUGUUCUACAUCCCUCAAAGGCCAUACAUGCCGAUUGGCUCGCUGCGAGACCAAGUGAUUUACCCUGACCGUGAAGAGGACAUGACAGCUAAGGGUCUGACAGACAAGGACCUUGAGGAGAUUCUCUCUACCGUCUACCUACAGAACAUCAUCAAGAGAGAAGGAGGUUGGGAUACAGUAAAGGAGUGGAAAGAUGUUUUCUCUGGAGGAGAAAAGCAAAGAAUGGGAAUGGCCAGGCUGUUUUAUCACAAACCUCAGUUUGCUCUUCUAGAUGAGUGUACCAGUGCCGUCAGUAUUGAUGUGGAAGGGAGCAUUUUCCAGGCAGCCAAAGAUAGUGGCAUCACUCUUCUCAGCAUCUCACACAGACCAUCAUUAUGGAAGUACCACACACACAUUCUUCAGUUUGAUGGUGAGGGUGGAUGGAAAUAUGAACAGCUCAACACAGCUACAAGGAUGAGUCUUAAUGAAGAGAAGCAAAAACUAGAAGCACAGUUAGCUGGAAUCCCUAAAGUACAGAACAGACUCACAGAGCUGUGCAACCUGCUUGGGGAAGAUUCUGUACUCUGUGUAAAAUAGUUGAACAAGCAUAAUUUUUGCCAUACUUAUGUUAUUAUAUAGCAAUGAGAAAAUUUAUAAAAAUAUAUAAUAUAAAAAUACUCUUGACAUAAGCAUGUCUGACUGCAGUAGACACAUUUUACAGGUAAUCAGAGAAAACUAUUUUUUCUCUUCCAAAGCAGAAAUUUGCUGUCUGGACCCAAGUUAGGCAACAAUCCAUCGUUGUGAAAUGGAAAGAUGUCUUCUCUGGAGAAGCCAGACAAAGAAAUAUAUAUCUAUAUAUCUAUAUAUAUAAUAUUAAAAAGAAGGUGUUUUAAAAAAUUUAUCAUAUUUUUUUAUUGGUGUCAUCGAUGGCAUUCCCAGCUAAUAGCUCUUACUAGUCCCUAUGAAAAAGGGAAUUGAAUACACCAAAUACUCUAUAUAUAAUGGAGAUAUCUUAUUAUUCCAAAAAAAAAAUACAAUAGUGUUAUGCUAAUUAAAUGAGAUGACUUUCUUCCUUUAAUUGGACUAUAUAUUACAUUUACACCUAAAUACAACACCAGUGCAAGGAAUGGCAAAGGAUAGCUCUAAGACCAUUUGCUGCUUAUGGGUUCUCAUUAUAAGAAAGAUUUUAAGUAAACAUUUCAUGAGUUAUCCGAUGUUUGUAUUCAAGAGAAAAAUCCCAUAGUAUUUUGCGAUGGCAGAACUGCUAUAUGGCAAUUGCCAUUUACCCUGACAAUUUAAAAUAAUGAUAAUAAUAAAAAUACAUUUAUUUGUAA
Molecule: messenger RNA, 3036 nt
Organism: Nematostella vectensis (starlet sea anemone)
Lineage: Eukaryota; Metazoa; Cnidaria; Anthozoa; Actiniaria; Edwardsiidae
Product: ATP-binding cassette sub-family D member 2
Exons: 9
Coding region: 116-2299 (727 amino acids)
Biological process (GO): fatty acid beta-oxidation; long-chain fatty acid import into peroxisome; very long-chain fatty acid catabolic process
Cellular component (GO): peroxisomal membrane
Molecular function (GO): ABC-type transporter activity; ATP hydrolysis activity; ATP binding
Source: RefSeq, a predicted model, not a curated record